Molecule: messenger RNA, 1701 nt
Organism: Penicillium cinerascens
Lineage: Eukaryota; Fungi; Ascomycota; Eurotiomycetes; Eurotiales; Aspergillaceae
Product: amino acid permease
Exons: 3
Coding region: 1-1701 (566 amino acids)
Biological process (GO): transmembrane transport
Cellular component (GO): membrane
Molecular function (GO): transmembrane transporter activity
Source: RefSeq, a predicted model, not a curated record
AUGAUGGAAGUCAAAACAUCCGAUUCAGGAACCUCCACCGGCUCCAAAAACGCCAUAUACGAUGAUCACCAUGCGCCUGUCACUUCCAUUCUUCCGGAUGGGGAUGUGCCCUAUACAGACCACGAGAUGGACGCCGAUGAGCGGGUGAUUAUGGCCUUGGGUUAUAAACAGGAAUUCAAGCGUGAAUUUUCCUUGUGGACAACCUUUUGUGUCAGUUUCGCUGUUCUCGGUCUACUGCCAUCUUUUGCAAGUACUCUCUACUAUGGAAUGGGAUACGCCGGCACCGCGGGUAUGGUCUGGGGUUGGAUCGUUGCCAUGAUCCCUAUCCAGUGUAUUGCAAUGGCAAUGGCAGAGCUGUGCUCGGCCAUGCCUACCAGCGGAGGUCUCUAUUAUGCUGCCGCAGUGCUCGCACCCGAAGGAUACGGUCCUCUGGCUGCUUGGUUAACAGGUUGGUCCAACUGGAUCGGACAGAUCACUGGAGCACCAUCCGUUGAUUACGCUCUAUCGGCGAUGAUCUUGGCCGCCGGCUCGAUCACCAACCCGGGCUACGUCCCGACGAAAUGGCAGAUCUUUCUGCUAACCACGCUGAUCAUUAUCCUGCACUCGAUAAUCAGCAGUCUCCCGACCAAACGCGUGGCCCAAUUCAACUCGUACGGCUCGACUUUCAACAUUCUCGCCCUCGUCGUAACCAUCAUCGUCAUCCCAACAGCAACAACAAACAACCCCAAGUUCACACCUUCCCACGAGGUCUGGAACACAAUCACCAACCAAACAGACUUUCCCAACGGCGUCGCCGUUCUCAUGACAUUCGUCGGCGUCAUCUGGACAAUGUCCGGCUACGACUCACCCUUCCACCUGUCAGAGGAGUGUUCCAAUGCAAACGUCGCCUCCCCUCGCGCAAUCGUCAUGACAUCCGGCGUCGGCGGCAUAAUGGGCUGGUUCCUCCAGCUCGUCGUCGCCUAUACAGUCACCGACAUCAGCGCCGUGAUGAGCUCGGACCUCGGCCAGCCCUGGGCUUCCUACCUGCUCCAAGUCCUCCCGCAGAAAGCCGCGUUGGGUAUCCUUGGUCUGACGAUUAUCUGCGGUUUCUCUAUGGGCCAGGGAUGUAUGGUUGCUGCGUCGCGCGUGACAUAUGCCUAUGCACGCGACGACUGCUUUCCCUACUCGAACAUCUGGAAAAAAGUCAACAAGACCACUUCCACCCCGGUGAACGCUGUCAUCCUGAACGCCGUCCUGGGCGCUCUCAUGUGUCUUCUGAUCCUGGCCGGGACAACCGCCAUCGGCGCGCUAUUCUCCAUCGGCGCCAUCGCUCAAUUCGUCGCGUUCGCCAUCCCCAUCGCCAUCCGCGUUUUCUUCGUUGGGAACCGCUUCCGCAAGGGUCCGUGGCACUUGGGUCCGUUCGGUCCUUAUAUCGGUGGAUUGGGCGUUGCGUUCGUCAUCCUCAUGGUUCCUAUCUUGUGUCUGCCUAGUGUUACCAAGGGUGACUUGACUCCCGAUCUCAUGAACUGGACUUGUCUCGUGUAUGGUGGUCCGAUGCUUGCUGUGUCGGUUUGGUGGAUUGUUGAUGCUCGACGCUGGUUUACGGGCCCUGUAGUUAAUGUUGAGCAUGCUAUCCAUGCGGUUGUUAGUGAGGGUGUGGAGCCUGAGGAAGAUCACGACACGGAGGCAACGACUGUGUCGGGCAAGGCGGCUGAGAUAUAG